This is a messenger RNA of Cynocephalus volans (Philippine flying lemur), 15487 nucleotides long. RefSeq names its product plectin (gene PLEC). The transcript is spliced from 33 exons. The record is from RefSeq and is a predicted model, not a curated record. Gene Ontology annotation, cellular component: cytoskeleton; cytoplasm; intermediate filament. Gene Ontology annotation, biological process: intermediate filament cytoskeleton organization; wound healing; hemidesmosome assembly. Gene Ontology annotation, molecular function: structural constituent of muscle; cadherin binding; structural constituent of cytoskeleton. The coding region runs from base 203 to 14287 and encodes 4694 amino acids. Lineage: Eukaryota; Metazoa; Chordata; Mammalia; Dermoptera; Cynocephalidae.
GGAAUCGCAGGGAGCCAGGCGCCGCGAGCCACACGGCCCCGCAGCCCGCAGCCCGCACCCUCGCGCUUAGCGCCCGACCUUGCCUGCCCUGCCUUGGCCCCUGUUGCUCCCUGUGCUGAGGGAGGGAGCCUUGUUGGGCCUCCUCGCUGUGCCCCACUUGCUGCCUUCACCCUACGCCACCCACCCGCCUGCCCCGGCAGCCAUGGUGGCUGGCAUGCUCAUGCCACUGGACCAGCUGCGGGCCAUCUACGAGGUGCUCUUCCGUGAGGGUGUGAUGGUGGCCAAGAAGGACCGGAGGCCUCGCAGCCUGCACCCCCACGUGCCCGGCGUCACCAACCUGCAGGUCAUGCGUGCCAUGGCCUCCCUGCGGGCUCGGGGCCUGGUCCGGGAGACCUUCGCCUGGCGCCACUUUUACUGGUACCUUACAAAUGACGGCAUUGCCCACCUGCGCCAGUACCUGCACCUGCCACCAGAGAUCGUGCCUGCCUCUCUGCAGCGUGUGCGCCGCCCCGUCGCCAUGGUGAUGCCCGCACGCCGCACCCCACAUGUGCAGGCUGUGCAGGGUCCCCUGAGCAGUCCACCCAAGCGAGGUCUGCUGCUGGCUGAAGACCUGGCCUGUGAGGAGCGGAGGGUCUAUCGCCGGAAGGAGCCUGACGCAGGGGCACCUGAGACCCCUGUGGUGCCUGCAACCACCCUGGGGACUCUGGCCAGGCCAGGCCUGGAGCCUGCCCCAGCCACAGAUGAGCGGGACCGUGUGCAGAAGAAAACCUUCACCAAGUGGGUCAACAAGCACCUCAUCAAGCACUGGAGGGCAGAGGCCCAGCGGCACAUCAGUGACCUGUACGAAGACCUCCGUGAUGGCCACAACCUCAUCUCGCUGCUGGAGGUCCUCUCCGGGGACAGCCUGCCCCGAGAGAAGGGGAGGAUGCGCUUCCACAAGCUGCAGAACGUGCAGAUUGCCCUGGACUACCUCCGGCACCGCCAGGUGAAGCUGGUGAACAUCAGGAAUGAUGACAUCGCUGACGGCAACCCCAAGCUGACCCUCGGCCUGAUCUGGACCAUCAUCCUGCAUUUCCAGAUCUCGGACAUCCAGGUGAGCGGGCAGUCUGAAGACAUGACGGCCAAGGAGAAGCUGCUGUUGUGGUCACAGCGCAUGGUGGAGGGCUACCAGGGCCUGCGCUGUGACAACUUCACCUCCAGCUGGCGCGACGGCCGCCUCUUCAAUGCCAUCAUCCACCGGCACAAGCCCAUGCUCAUCGACAUGAGCAAGGUGUACCGUCAGACAAAUCUAGAGAACCUGGACCAGGCUUUCUCUGUGGCAGAGCGGGACCUGGGAGUGACUCGGCUCCUGGACCCCGAGGACGUGGAUGUCCCUCAGCCCGAUGAGAAGUCUAUCAUCACCUACGUCUCGUCCCUGUACGACGCCAUGCCCCGCGUGCCUGGCGCGCAGGACGGGGUGAAGGCCAACGAGCUGCAGCUGCGCUGGCAGGAGUACCGGGAGCUGGUGCUGCUGCUGCUGCAGUGGAUCCGGCACCACACAGCCGCUUUCGAGGAGCGCAAGUGUCCCUCCAGCUUUGAGGAGAUCGAGAUCUUAUGGUGCCAGUUCUUGAAGUUUAAGGAGACGGAGCUUCCAGCCAAGGAGGCAGACAAGAACCGGUCCAAGGGCAUCUACCAGUCCCUGGAGGCGGCGGUGCAGGCAGGCCAGCUCAAGGUGCCUCCCGGCUACCACCCGCUGGACGUGGAGAAGGAGUGGGGCAAGCUGCACGUGGCCAUCCUGGAGCGGGAGAAGCAGCUCCGGAGCGAGUUUGAGAGGCUGGAGUGUCUUCAGCGCAUCGUGAGCAAGUUGCAGAUGGAGGCGGGGCUGUGCGAGGAGCAGCUGAACCAGGCCGACGCCCUGCUUCAGUCGGAUGUCCGGCUGCUGGCGGCAGGCAAGGUGCCACAGCGGGCAGGGGAGGUGGAGCGGGACCUGGACAAUGCAGAUGGCAUGAUCCGGCUGCUGUUCAACGACGUGCAGACCCUGAAGGAUGGACGGCACCCACAGGGCGAGCAGAUGUACCGCAGGGUGUACCGCCUGCACGAGCGCCUGGUGGCUAUCCGCACUGAGUACAACCUCCGGCUGAAGGCAGGCGUGGCCGCCCCUGUGACCCAAGUGACCCAGGUGACACUGCAGAGCACGCAGAGGCGCCCAGAGCUGGAGGACUCCACCCUGCGCUACCUGCAGGACCUGCUGGCUUGGGUGGAGGAGAACCAGCGGCGGGUAGACAGUGCCGAAUGGGGCGUGGACCUGCCCAGUGUGGAGGCGCAGCUUGGCAGCCACCGUGGCCUGCACCAGUCCAUUGAGGAAUUCCGGGCCAAGAUCGAGCGGGCACGGAAUGAUGAGGGCCAGCUCUCCCCCGCCACCCGGGGCACCUACCGUGACUACCUGGGAAGGCUAGACCUGCAGUAUGCCAAGCUACUCAACUCCUCCAAGGCCCGCCUGCGGUCCCUGGACAGCCUACACGGCUUUGUGGCAGCUGCCACCAAGGAGCUCAUGUGGCUGAAUGAGAAGGAAGAGGAGGAGGUGAGCUUUGACUGGAGCGAGCGCAACGCCAACAUGGUCGCUAAGAAGGAGAGCUACUCGGCCCUGAUGCGCGAGCUGGAGCUGAGGGAGAAGAAGAUCAAGGAGAUUCAGGACACCGGGGACCGGCUGCUACGGGAGGACCACCCUGCUCGGCCCACAGUGGAGUCCUUCCAGGCGGCCCUGCAGACCCAGUGGAGCUGGAUGCUGCAGCUGUGCUGCUGCAUUGAGGCGCACCUGAAGGAGAACACGGCCUACUUCCAGUUCUUCUCAGACGUGCGGGAGGCCGAGGAGCAGCUGCAGAAGCUGGAGGAGACACUGCGAAGGAAGUACAGCUGUGACCGCUCCAUCACUGUCACCCGGCUUGAGGACCUGCUGCAGGAUGCCCAGGACGAGAAGGAGCAGCUGAAUGAGUACAAGGGGCACCUGUCGGGCCUGGCCAAGCGGGCCAAGGCCAUCGUGCAGCUGAAGCCCCGCAACCCAGCCUACUCUGUACGGGGCCGCGUGCCCCUCCUGGCCGUGUGUGACUACAAGCAGGUGCAGGUGACCGUGCACAAGGGUGACGAGUGCCACCUGCUGGGCCCUGCGCAGCCAUCCCACUGGAAGGUGCUCAGCAGCUCCGGCAGCGAGGCUGCCGUGCCCUCCGUGUGCUUCCUCGUGCCCCCACCCAACCAGGAGGCCCAGGAGGCCAUCUCCAGGCUGGAGUCCCAGCACCAGGCCCUGGUCACACUUUGGCACCAGCUGCAUGUGGACAUGAAGAGCCUCCUGGCAUGGCAGAGUCUCAGCCGUGACGUGCAGCUCAUCCGCUCCUGGUCCCUGGUCACGUUUCGCAUGCUGAAGCCCGAGGAGCAGCGCCAAGCCCUGCGCAGCCUGGAGCUGCACUAUCAGGCCUUCCUGCGGGACAGCCAGGAUGCCAGUGGCUUCGGGCCUGAGGACCGGCUCACAGCUGAGCGCGAGUACAGCUCCUGCAGCCACCACUACCAGCAGCUGCUGCAGAGCCUGGAGCAGGGCGAGCAGGAGGAGUCUCGCUGCCAGCGCUGCAUCUCAGAGCUCAGAGACAUCCGGCUGCAACUGGAGGCCUGCGAGACUCGCACUGUGCACCGCCUGCGGCUGCCACUGGAUAAAGAACCUGCACGGGAGUGUGCCCAGCGCAUCGCCGAGCAGCAGAAAGCACAGGCUGAAGUGGAGGGGCUGGGCAAGGGGGUCUCCCGGCUCUCUGCUGAGGCUGAGAAGGUGCUGGCCCUACCCGAGCCAUCACCUACUGCCCCCACUCUGCGCUCGGAGCUGGAGCUGACGCUUGGCAAGCUGGAGCAGGUCCGCAGCCUGUCCGCCAUCUACCUGGAGAAGCUCAAGACCAUCAGUCUGGUGAUCCGCAGCACUCAAGGGGCCGAGGAGGUGCUCAAGGCCCAUGAGGAGCAGCUCAAGGAGGCCCAGGCUGUGCCUGCCACCCUUCAGGAGCUUGAGGCCACCAAGGCUUCACUGAAGAAGCUCCGGGCCCAGGCGGAGGCACAGCAGCCAGUGUUCAACGCUUUGCGGGAUGAGCUGCGGGGGGCGCAGGAGGUGGGCGAGCGGCUACAGCAGCGGCACGGAGAGCGGGACGUGGAGGUGGAACGCUGGCGCGAGCGGGUCACCCACCUGCUGGAGCGGUGGCAGGCCGUGCUGGCUCAGACAGAUGUGCGGCAGCGUGAGCUGCAGCAGCUGGGCCGCCAGCUGCGCUACUACCGCGAGAGCGCAGACCCACUGGGGGCCUGGCUGCAGGAGGCCAAGCGGCGGCAGGAGCAGAUCCAGGCCGUGCCGUUGGCCAACAGCCGGGCCGUGCGGGAGCAGCUACAGCAGGAGAAGGCCCUGCUGGAGGAAAUCGAGCGCCACGGGGAGAAAGUUGGGGAGUGCCAGGAGUUCGCCAAGCAGUACAUUAAUGCCAUCAAGGACUAUGAGCUCCAACUGGUCACGUACAAGGCGCAGCUUGAGCCAGUGGCCUCCCCAGCCAAGAAGCCCAAGGUCCAGUCUGGAUCAGAGAGCGUCAUCCAGGAGUAUGUGGACCUGCGCACCCGCUACAGUGAGCUGACCACACUCACGAGCCAGUACAUCAAGUUCAUCAGCGAGACUCUGCGGCGCAUGGAGGAGGAGGAGAGGCUGGCCGAGCAGCAGCGGGCAGAGGAGCGGGAGCGGCUGGCAGAGGUGGAGGCUGCACUGGAGAAGCAGCGGCAGCUGGCCGAGGCGCACGCCCAGGCCAAGGCGCAGGCUGAGCGGGAGGCGCAGGAGCUGCAGCGGCGCAUGCAGGAGGAGGUGGUGCGGAGGGAGGCGGCGGCGGUGGACGCCCAGCAGCAGAAGCGCAGCAUCCAAGAGGAGCUGCAGCAUGUGCGGCAGAGCUCCGAGGCGGAGAUCCAGGCCAAGGCCCAGCAAGUGGAGGCGGCUGAACGCAGCCGGCUGCGCGUGGAGGCGGAGAUCCGUGUGGUGCGCCUGCAGCUGGAGGCCACGGAGCGCCAGCGUGGUGGGGCCGAGGGGGAGCUGCAGGCGCUGCGAGCGCGCGCCGAGGAGGCCGAGGCGCAGAAGCGGCAGGCGCAGGAGGAGGCGGAGCGCUUGCGGAGGCAGGUGCAGGACGAGAGCCAGCGCAAGCGGCAGGCGGAGGCAGAGCUGGCCCUGCGCGUGAAAGCGGAGGCCGAGGCGGCCCGUGAGAAGCAGCGGGCCGUGCAGGCGCUGGAGGAGCUGCGACUGCAGGCAGAGGAGGCCGAGCGGAGGCUGCGGCAGGCCGAGGCAGAGCGCGCUCGCCAGGUGCAGGUAGCCCUGGAGACGGCGCAGCGCAGCGCAGAGGCAGAGCUGCAGAGCAAGCGCGCCUCCUUCGCGGAGAAGACGGCGCAGCUGGAGCGCACCCUGCAGGAGGAGCACGUCACGGUGGCUCAGCUGCGUGAAGAGGCCGAACGGCGGGCGCAGCAGCAGGCCGAGGCCGAGCGCGCUCGCGAGGAGGCCGAGCGGGAGCUGGAGCGCUGGCAGCUGAAGGCCAACGAGGCGCUGCGGCUGCGGCUGCAGGCAGAGGAGGUGGCGCAGCAGAAGAGCCUGGCGCAGGCCGAGGCCGAGAAGCAGAAGGAGGAGGCGGAGCGUGAGGCGCGGCGGCGCGGCAAGGCGGAGGAGCAGGCCGUGCGGCAGCGGGAGCUGGCGGAGCAGGAGCUGGAGCGGCAGCGGCAGCUGGCGGAGGGCACCGCGCAGCAGCGCCUGGCCGCAGAGCAGGAGCUGAUCCGGCUGCGGGCGGAGACGGAGCAGGGCGAGCAGCAGCGGCAGCUGCUGGACGAGGAGCUGGCCCGGCUGCAGCGCGACGUGUCCGCGGCCACGCAGAAGCGGCAGGAGCUGGAGGCCGAGCUGGCCAAGGUGCGGGCGGAGAUGGAGGUGCUGCUGGCCAGCAAGGCGCGGGCCGAGGAGGAGUCGCGCUCCACCAGCGAGAAGUCCAAGCAGAGGCUGGAGGCCGAGGUCGGCCGCUUCCGCGAGCUGGCCGAGGAGGCCGCCCGCCUGCGCGCCCUGGCCGAGGAAGCCAAGCGGCAGCGGCAGCUGGCCGAGGACGACGCGGCGCGGCAGCGGGCCGAGGCCGAGCGGGUGCUCGCCGAGAAGCUGGCGGCCAUCAGCGAGGCCACGCGGCUCAAGACGGAGGCGGAGCUCGCGCUCAAGGAGAAGGAAGCCGAGAACGAGCGGCUGCGGCGGCUGGCGGACGACGAGGCCUUCCAGCGGCGGCGGCUGGAGGAGCAGGCCGAGCAGCACAAGGCCGACAUCGAGGAGCGGCUGGCCCAGCUGCGCAAGGCUUCGGAGAGCGAGCUGGAGCGGCAGAAGGGGCUGGUGGAGGACACGCUGCGGCAGCGGCGGCAGGUGGAGGAGGAGAUCCUGGCCGUCAAGGCGAGCUUCGAGAAGGCGGCUGCCGGCAAGGCGGAGCUGGAGCUGGAGCUGGGGCGCAUCCGCAGCAACGCCGAGGACACGCUGCGCAGCAAGGAGCAGGCGGAGCAGGAGGCCGCGCGCCAGCGCCAGCUGGCGGCCGAGGAGGAGCAGCGGCGCCGAGAGGCCGAGGAGCGCGUGCAGAAGAGCCUGGUGGCAGAGGAGGAGGCCGCCCGGCAGCGCAAGGCUGCACUGGAGGAAGUGGAGCGGCUCAAGGCCAAGGUGGAGGAGGCGCGGCGCCUGCGGGAGCGCGCGGAGCAGGAGUCGGCUCGGCAGCUGCAGCUGGCCCAGGAGGCCGCCCAGAAGCGGCUCCAGGCGGAGGAGAAGGCACACGCCUUCGCGGUGCAGCAGAAGGAGCAGGAGUUGCAGCAGACGCUGCAGCAGGAGCAGAGCAUGCUGGAGCGGCUGCGUGGUGAGGCGGAGGCAGCUCAGCGAGCGGCCGAGGAGGCGGAGGAGGCACGGCAGCAGGCCGAGCGCGAGGCGGCGCAGUCCCGGCGGCAGGUGGAAGAGGCCGAGCGGCUGAAGCAGUCAGCCGAGGAGCAGGCGCAGGCCCAGGCCCAGGCCCAGGCUGCUGCAGAGAAGCUGCGCAAGGAAGCUGAGCAGGAGGCCGCGCGACGGGCGCAGGCAGAGCAAGCGGCUUUGCGCCAGAAGCAGGCAGCGGACGCCGAGAUGGAGAAACACAAGAAAUUCGCCGAGCAGACGCUGCGGCAGAAGGCACAGGUGGAGCAGGAACUGACCACGCUGCGGCUGCAGCUGGAGGAGACUGACCAUCAGAAGAGCAUUCUGGACGAGGAGCUGCAGCGGCUGAAGGCGGAGGUGACAGAGGCAGCCCGCCAGCGCAGCCAGGUGGAGGAGGAACUCUUCUCUGUGCGCGUGCAGAUGGAGGAGCUGAGCAAGCUCAAGGCGCGCAUUGAGGCUGAGAACCGCGCGCUCAUCUUGCGUGACAAGGACAACACGCAGCGCUUCCUGCAGGAGGAGGCCGAGAAGAUGAAGCAGGUGGCGGAGGAGGCUGCGCGGCUGAGUGUGGCGGCCCAGGAGGCCGCACGGCUGCGGCAGUUGGCAGAGGAUGAUGUGGCGCAGCAGCGGGCCCUGGCUGAGAAGAUGCUCAAGGAAAAGAUGCAGGCGGUGCAAGAGGCCACGCGGCUCAAAGCUGAGGCCGAGCUGCUGCUGCAGCAGAAGGAGCUUGCACAGGAGCAGGCCCGGCGGCUGCAGGAGGACAAGGACCAGAUGGCACAGCAGUUGGCACAGGAGACGCAGGGUUUCCAGCGCACUCUGGAAGUGGAGAGGCAGCGGCAGCUGGAGAUGAGCACGGAGGCCGAGCGCCUCAAGCUGCGUGUGGCUGAGAUGAGCCGGGCCCAGGCCCGUGCCGAGGAGGAUGCCCAGCGCUUCCGGAGGCAGGCCGAAGAGAUUGGCGAGAAGCUGCAUCGCACUGAGCUUGCCACGCAGGAGAAGGUGACACUAGUGCAGACACUUGAGAUCCAGCGGCAGCAGAGCGACCAGGAUGCCGUGAGGCUGCGGGAGGCCAUUGCCGAGCUGGAGCGUGAGAAGGAGAAGCUCAAGCAGGAGGCCAAGUUGCUACAGCUCAAGUCUGAGGAGAUGCAGAUGGUGAAGCAGGAGCAGCUGUUGCAGGAGACACAGGCCCUGCAGCAGAGCUUCCUCGCUGAAAAGGACAGCCUGCUGCAGCGGGAGCGCUUCAUCGAGCAGGAAAAGGCCAAGCUGGAGCAGCUCUUCCAGGAUGAGGUGGCCAAGGCACAGAAGCUGCGUGAGGAGCAGCAGCGGCAGCAGCAGCAGCUGGAGCAGGAGAAGCAGCAGCUGGUGGCCAGCAUGGAGGAGGCACGGCGGCGGCAACAUGAAGCCGAGGAGGGCGUGCGGCGCAAGCAGGAGGAGCUGCAGCGUUUGGAAGAGCAGCGGCAGCAGCAGGAGAAGCUGCUGGCCGAGGAGAACCAGCGGCUGCGGGAGCAGCUGCAGCGCCUGGAAGAAGAACACCAGGCCGCGCUCGCCCACUCGGAGGAAAUCGUCACUUUGCAGGGUGCUGCCACGAAGGCAUUGCCCAACGGCCAGGAGGCACCUGACGGCCCAGUGGCAGAGGUGCAGCCCGAGAAUGCCUUCGAUGGCGUGCGGUGGAAGGUUUCAGCCCAGCAGCUGCAGGAGGCAGGCAUCCUGAGCACAGAGGAGCUGCAUCGUCUGGCUCAGGGUCACACUACAGUGGCUGAGCUAGCGCGGCAGGAAGAUGUGCGCCGGUAUCUGCAGGGCCACAGUAGUAUUGCGGGGCUGCUGCUGAAGCCUACCAAUGAGAAGCUGAGCAUCUAUGCAGCCCUGCAGAGACAGCUACUGAGCCCUGGCACAGCUCUCAUUCUGCUGGAGGCCCAGGCAGCCUCAGGCUUCCUGCUGGACCCUGUGCGGAACCGGCGAUUGACCGUCAACGAGGCUGUGAAGGAGGGCGUCGUGGGUCCUGAGCUGCAUCAUAAGCUGCUGUCGGCUGAGCGUGCUGUCACUGGCUACAAGGACCCCUACACCGGGGAGCAGAUCUCCCUCUUCCAGGCCAUGCAGAAAGAUCUCAUCGUCCGGGACCACGGCAUCCGCCUGCUGGAGGCCCAGAUUGCCACCGGUGGUAUCAUCGAUCCCGUGCACAGCCAUCGCGUGCCUCUGGAGGUGGCCUACCAGCGUGGCUACUUUGACGAGGACAUGAACCGCAUGCUGGCGGACCCCAGUGACGACACCAAGGGCUUCUUCGACCCCAACACACACGAGAACCUCACCUACCUGCAGUUGUUGGAGCGCUGUGUGGAGGACCCGGAGACUGGCCUGCGCCUCCUGCCACUCACAGAUAAGGCUGCCAAGGGCGGUGAGCUGGUCUACACUGACUCGGAGGCUCGGGACGUCUUUGAGAAGGCCACCGUGUCUGCACCAUUUGGCAAGUUUCAAGGCAAGACGGUGACCAUCUGGGAGAUCAUCAACUCAGAAUACUUCACGGCCGAGCAGCGGCGGGACCUGCUGCGGCAGUUCCGCACAGGCCGGAUCACAGUGGAGAAGAUCAUUAAGAUCGUCAUCACUGUGGUGGAGGAGCACGAGCGCAAGGGCCAGCUCUGUUUUGAGGGCCUGCGCACCCUGGUACCUGCUGCUGAGCUGCUGGAGAGCAAGGUCAUCGACUGCGACCUCUACCGCCAGCUGCAGCGGGGUGAGUGCUCCGUGCAAGAGGUGGCCGAGAUGGACACUGUGCGGCGAGCCCUGCGGGGUGCCAAUGUCAUCGCAGGCGUAUGGCUAGAAGAGGCAGGGCAGAAGCUGAGCAUCUACGAGGCCCUGAAGAGGGACCUCCUACAACCAAAUGUGGCUGUGGCUCUGCUGGAGGCUCAGGCCGGCACUGGGCACAUCAUAGACCCUGCCACUAGCGCCCGGUUGACCGUGGACGAGGCAGUGCGUGCUGGCCUGGUGGGCCCUGAGCUGCAUGAAAAGCUGCUUUCGGCCGAGAAGGCUGUGACAGGCUACAGGGACCCCUACUCAGGGCAGAGCGUCUCCCUGUUCCAAGCCCUGAAGAAGGGCCUCAUCCCGCAGGAGCAGGGCCUGCGCCUGCUGGAUGCCCAGCUAUCCACAGGUGGCAUUGUGGACCCCAGCAAGAGCCACCGUGUGCCCCUGGACAUUGCCUAUGCCCGGGGAUAUCUGGAUGAGGAAACCAGCAGGGCCCUGUCAGCACCCAGGGACGAUGCCAAGGCCUACUGUGACCCCACCUCACAGGAGCCAGUCACCUAUGGUCAGCUGCAGCAGAGGUGCCGGCCUGACCAGCUGACUGGGCUGCGUUUGCUGCCACUCUCAGAGAAGGCCGCCCGGGCCCGGCAGGAGGAGCUCUACUCUGAGCGCCAGGCCCAUGAGACCUUCGAGAAGGCCACCGUUGAGGUCCCUGUGGGCAGCUUCAAGGGCAGGACGCUGACAGUGUGGGAGCUUAUAAGCUCGGAGUACUUCACGGAGGAGCAGCGGCGGGAGUUGCUACGCCAGUUCCGCACGGGCAAGGUCACCGUGGAGAAAGUCAUAAAGAUCCUCAUCACCAUUGUCGAGGAGGUGGAGAGCCGGCGGCAGGAGAGGCUGUCCUUCACUGGCCUUCGCACCCCUGUGCCGGCCAGUGAGCUUCUGGCCUCAGGGGUCCUCAGCAGAGCCCAGUUUCAGGACCUCCAGGAUGGUAAGACGUCGGUGAAGGACCUCUCAGAGGUGGCCUCUGUACGGACGCUGUUGCAGGGCAGUGGCUGCCUCGCCGGCAUCUACCUGGAGGACUCCAAGGAGAAGGUGACCAUCUACGAGGCCAUGCACCGGGGCCUGCUCAGGCCCAGCACAGCCAUGCUCCUGCUUGAGGCGCAGGCAGCCACUGGCUUUCUGGUAGACCCCGUGCGGAAUCAGCGCCUGUAUGUCCACGAGGCCGUAAAGGCUGGUGUCGUGGGCCCUGAGCUGCACGAAAAGCUGCUGUCCGCUGAGAAGGCCGUCACGGGCUACAAGGAUCCCUACUCAGGCUCCACCAUCUCCCUCUUCCAGGCCAUGAAGAAGGGCCUGGUUCUCAGGGACCACGGCAUCCGCCUGCUGGAGGCCCAGAUCGCCACCGGCGGCAUCAUCGACCCCGUGCACAGCCACCGCGUGCCCGUGGACGUGGCCUACCAGCGCGGCUACUUUGACGAGGAGAUGAACCGCGUGCUGGCGGACCCCAGCGAUGACACCAAGGGCUUCUUUGACCCCAACACACACGAGAACCUCACCUACCUGCAGCUGCUGGAGCGCUGCGUGGAGGACCCGGAGACGGGCCUGCGCCUCCUGCCACUAAAAGGGGCAGAGAAGGUUGAGGUGGUGGAGACCACGCAGGUGUACACUGAAGAGGAGACCCGGCGAGCAUUCGAGGAGACGCAGAUCGAUAUUCCUGGCAGUGGUGGCCACGGUGGCUCCACCAUGUCCCUGUGGGAGGUGAUGCAAUCUGACCUAAUUCCUGAGGAACAGCGGACCCGGCUGAUGGCCGACUUCCAGGCUGGCCGGGUGACCAAGGAGCGUGUGAUCGUCAUCAUCAUUGAGAUCAUUGAAAAGACCGAGAUCAUCCGCCAGCAGAACCUGGCGUCCUAUGACUACGUGCGCCGCCGCCUCACGGCCGAGGACCUGUACGAGGCCCGGCUCAUCUCCCUUGAGACCUACAACCUGCUCCGGGAGGGCACCAAGAGCCUCCGCGAGGUCCUCGAGGCAGAGUCCGCUUGGCGCUACCUCUAUGGCACAGGCUGCGUGGCCGGUGUCUACCUGACUGGCUCUAGGAAGACGUUGACCAUCUACCAGGCUUUCAAGAACGGGCAGCUGAGUGCCGAGGUGGCCCGCUUGCUGCUGGAGGCACAGGCGGCCACAGGUUUCCUGCUGGACCCGGUGAAGGGCGAGCGGCUGACUGUGGACGAGGCUGUGCGGAAGGGCCUGGUUGGCCCUGAGCUGCAUGACCGGCUGCUCUCGGCCGAGCGGGCUGUCACCGGCUACCGUGACCCCUACACCGAGCAGACCAUCUCACUCUUCCAGGCCAUGAAGAAGGAGCUCAUCCCUGCCGAGGAGGCCCUGCGGCUGCUGGAUGCCCAGCUGGCCACAGGCGGCAUUGUAGAUCCCCACCUGGGCUUCCACCUCCCGCUGGAGGUGGCCUACCAGCGUGGCCACCUCAACAAGGACACACAUGACCAGCUCUCAGAGCCCAGUGAGGUGCGCAGCUAUGUGGACCCUUCCACAGAGGAGCGCCUCAGCUACACGCAGCUGCUCAAACGGUGCCACCCUGACGAGAAUAGCGGCCAGCUGCUCCUGCCACUCUCUGGUGCCCGCAAGGUGACCCUCCCUGGCCUGCGCAAACAAAUCACCUUGGAGGAGCUGGUGCGCUCGCAGGUCAUGGAUGAGGCCACGGCACUGCAGCUGCAGGAGGGCCUGACCUCCAUCGAGGAGGUCACCAAGAGCCUGCAGAAGUUCCUCGAGGGCACCAGCUGCAUUGCCGGCGUCUUUGUGGACACCACCAAGGAGCGGCUGUCUGUGUACCAGGCCAUGAAGAAGGGCAUUAUCCGCCCCGGCACGGCCUUUGAGCUCCUGGAGGCACAGGCAGCCACCGGCUAUGUCAUCGACCCCAUCAAGGGGCUCAAGCUGACUGUGGAGGAGGCCGUGCGCAUGGGCAUCGUGGGCCCCGAGUUCAAGGACAAGUUGCUGUCGGCUGAACGUGCCGUCACAGGCUACAAGGACCCCUACUCUGGGAAGCUGAUCUCCCUCUUCCAGGCCAUGAAGAAGGGCCUGAUCCUGAAGGACCAUGGCAUCCGCCUGCUGGAGGCCCAGAUUGCCACGGGUGGCAUCAUCGACCCCGAGGAGAGCCACCGCCUGCCUGUGGAGGUGGCCUACAAGCGUGGCCUCUUUGACGAGGAGAUGAAUGAGAUCCUGACGGACCCCUCCGAUGACACCAAGGGCUUCUUCGAUCCCAACACAGAGGAGAACCUCACCUACCUGCAGCUGAUGGAGCGCUGCAUCACUGACCCCCAGACGGGCUUGUGCCUCCUGCCGCUGAAGGAGAGGAAGCGGGAGCGGAAGACGUCCUCCAAGUCCUCGGUGCGCAAGCGCCGCGUGGUGAUUGUGGACCCUGAGACAGGCAAAGAGAUGUCGGUGUACGAGGCCUACCGCAAAGGCCUCAUUGACCACCAGACGUACCUGGAGCUGUCCGAGCAGGAGUGCGAGUGGGAGGAGAUCACCAUCUCCUCCUCGGAUGGCGUGGUCAAGUCCAUGAUCAUUGACCGCCGCUCUGGCCGCCAGUACGACAUCGACGAUGCCAUUGCCAAGAACCUCAUCGACCGCUCGGCACUGGACCAGUACCGCGCCGGCACGCUCUCCAUCACCGAGUUUGCCGACAUGCUCUCGGGCAAUGCCAGCGGCUUCCGCUCCCGCUCCUCAUCGGUGGGCUCCUCUUCCUCCUACCCCAUCAGUCCUGCCGUCUCUAGGACCCAGCUGGCCCCCUGGUCUGACCCCACUGAGGAGACAGGCCCUGUGGCCGGCAUCCUGGACACGGAGACGCUGGAGAAGGUGUCCAUCACAGAGGCCAUGCACCGCAACCUGGUCGACAACAUCACCGGGCAGCGGCUGCUGGAGGCACAGGCCUGCACCGGGGGCAUCAUCGACCCCAGCACUGGCGAGCGCUUCCCCGUCACGGAUGCCGUCAACAAGGGCCUGGUGGACAAGAUCAUGGUGGACCGCAUCAACCUGGCCCAGAAGGCCUUCUGCGGCUUCGAGGACCCACGCACCAAGACCAAGAUGUCGGCCGCCCAGGCCCUGAAGAAGGGCUGGCUGUACUACGAGGCAGGCCAGCGCUUCCUGGAGGUGCAGUACCUGACGGGAGGCUUGAUUGAACCCGACAUGCAGCGCCGUUUGCCCCUGGAGGAGGCCCUGCAGCGUGGCAUCGUGGACACCCGCACCGCCCAGAAGCUGCGUGACGUUGGCGCCUACUCCAAGUACCUCACCUGCCCCAAGACCAAGCUCAAGAUCUCAUACAAGGACGCACUGGACCGCAGCAUGGUGGAGGAGGGCACGGGCCUGCGGCUGCUGGAAGCCGCUGCCCAGUCCAGCAAGGGCUACUACAGCCCCUACAGCGUCAGCGGCUCUGGCUCCGCCGCCGGCUCGCGCACAGGCUCACGCACGGGCUCCCGGGCUGGCUCCCGCCGCGGCAGCUUCGAUGCCACUGGCUCCAGCUUCUCCAUGACUUUCUCUUCCUCCUCCUACUCUUCCUCAGGCUAUGGCCGCCGCUACGCCUCGGGGCCCUCAGCCUCCCUGGGGGGCCCUGAGUCUGCAGUGGCCUGACCCCUGCCUGCCUCUGCCCUCCCGCUCUGCAUGCGGCCAGGCUCCCCGCCGAGGCGCUGGGGUCUUUCUUUAAUGUUUGAAGGUGUCUUCCUCCCAAGUGGUGCCUAAAGUUUAACCAAAAAAAACCCAGACUAAUAUAGUAAUAUAUAUCUGCUGUCCAGACGGCCUGGGCACGGGGGUGGCCAAGCCCCACUGGCCGCCUCACCCCCAUCAGGUGUCCGCAGUCCCUCCUACCUGCCACUCGCCACAGCCAGGUGCCUUGCAGGGUCCAGAGCCAGGUCCCCAGCCUCCUCCUGUCUCCCCAGAGAGGGUUCCUUCUGGACAAGGCCCCCAGCCCCGUAAGCCACCCACCAGUCCUGGCUGCCAAGGGCAGCUGGAGCCAGUCCCAUCAGUGGAGGGCCCUCAUCCCUCUCGGGGCCUCAACUCCUAGGCCAGCAUCCUCUCCCCAGCGUGUUUCCAGGACUGGCCUGCUCGCUCAGUGGGUCUUGCUGGGGACGGAGGGGGUCCCGGGUCAGCCGUCUCUUGCAGCCUGCCCAGAGAAUCCCCUUCCCCAUGGGAAGUUGAGGGUCCAGUCUUCAGAGCUAGGUGUUUGGGCUCCAGCCUCCUGCCGGUUCCUGCAGCUGCGUCUGAGCUCUGCUUCGUGGCUCACCCCCCACCCCGACCCCCACACUCCCACGACCCCAGGCCUCUGGCUUCAGCCUCUCAGCCUCAGCUCCCUAGUAAGUGCCUUCUGUGUUCUCCCUCCUACCCCAGGCGCCGAGGACCCAGGCCCAGGGUGGGAGACAGACGCUCCCAGCUGGGUGUGGCCGGGGGUCCUGCAGAUGUGCCCUCCCUGUGGGCCCAGGGGCCCUCGAGCCUGUGGAGCCCCACCCUGGGGUGCUGCCUGCCAUUUUUCCCAGGGAGCCCCAGUUCCCAGAUCAGUCUCAGCCCCUCUUUGGCCCAGGGACGCCAGCUGGGCUGUGUGUGGUGAUGAGGCACCCCAGCCCAGUGCCACCCACCCUCCUGUUCCCUCAGCCCCUGGCCUUGGUGGCCCUCACCCCUCCCUCCUCCCUUAGACUGAGCUUUGCAUGUUCCACUAACCCAGGCAGGCAGUAGGUGGAAGUGCCAGGCUGCCGGCCGCCUCUGUGAGGGCAGAACACUAACCUGACCAUGGGCGGGGGCCCUGCGGUGUCCGCCCCCAAUAAAAGCAAUUCCAACCUU